AGCGUUUGGUUAGUGGCUGGUGUGACUUCCACCGAAGAUUCAGCUGACCCUUGAUCCGUCUCGUCUUUUACGUAAAUAAUUGUUUUGAUUUAAAUCUUCUCUGAUUUAUACCCUGUGUUUGAUACAACAGAAGCUCUUGUCCAGAACCUGGAUUGGGGAGGAGAUCCCUGAAUACAUUAGUAAACUUGCUGAGUCUUUAACAAUUCUGCACUUUCUGCGCUGAUGUUUUUCUUUGUGUCUUCCACACAGCCCAGACCUUGACUGAUCUUUGAAGGUGGCAGGAUGUAAUGGAGAUGGUUAGCAAAGCAAGUGGGAUCUUGAAGUAUUCAGAAGUAGAAAUGUUGGGUACAAAAGUAGGGUCAUUUUGGUGCAUCUUUAUAUAAGUUUGGUUAGGUCCGAGUUGGGAUAUUGCACCGAGUUCAGGUCACUACACUUUCAGAAAGAUGCGAGGCUGUUUGGGAGGGUGCAGUGGAGAUUUAUCUGAAUGGAUCCAGGGCUGAGGGGUUUUAGUGAGCGGGUUCAGUUGGAGAAGCUGGGGUUAUUCUCCAUGCAGCACAGGAGGUUAAAGUGGGAUUUGAUGAAGGAAACCGGAUUCUUGAGACGCAGUAGACCAGAGUUCAAAUCCCACCUGCUCCAGGGAUGAGUCAUAACAUCAUUGCACAGGUUUUGUCGACCUGCUGUGAAUCACUUACUCCAGCGACCUUGGAAACCCAACGUGAAGAGAGGCCACGUCAUCAAAGGGACUGUUGACCCAAAUGAGUGCACGGCCUGUCAUUUCCACUCAUCCCAAAGAGAACGUGGCUCAGAAUGGAGUGAGCAGAGUGCCACUCCAGGGCAGUAACGGCAGCAGUGUGCAGCAAGUUCCGCAGCUCCCUCCAGUCAGCCCCUCGGGGGCUGGCAAGGCCAUGGCACCUAGCAAGCAGAGCAAGAAGAGUGUGAGCUACAACAAGGAGAGCGAAGAGUACCGACAGCGCCGGGAACGCAACAACAUGGCUGUGAGGAAGAGCCGGUUAAAGAGCAAGCAGAAAGCUCAGGACACGCAGCAGCGAGUCAAUGAGCUGAAGGAGGAGAACGAGCGACUGGAAGCAAAGAUCAAGCUGCUCAGCAAGGAGCUGAGUGUUUUAAAGGAUUUAUUUCUUGAGCAUGCCCAUAGUUUCUCUGACAGCGGGCACCCACCGUUCACUGAAACCACUGGCUCUGGGCAGGAGGCUAACACUCUGGGCCAGUAAACAGGGAGGUGCCUGCCAACUACACCCAGAUCUUGUGGGAAGGGGGUUUGCUUUGAAUUGUCUAUUUUAAUUUAAAUUUUUAAAAUGCAUAUGUUUCUGCUGUUGGUAAGAGCAUUACAUUCAAUGAGUCUGUAUUUGGAGAGUAUUCAGAACUCUGAAAGCAGAGGGAAAACAGCAAUUUAUACAAUGGACUCCACCGAAACUAACAGUGCCCUCAACCAGUGCUCACUCUAUGCAGGAUUGUUCCAUCUUGCUCCUGGGUCUCUUCCCCAACCCCUUUGCCCCUGUCUCCCAAUUAUUCUCUGUGUUUGUUCAAGUUGAGCUGUAAUGUUGUAGAAAUGGUUGUGGGUUUCCAGUAUCAAGUUUGCUAAGCUGCAGUUUCACUGUUUAUUUCACUGACUGGGGGGAAUAUAGAGCUGGAAUGUCAGGGUCUGGUACGGAGCAUGGGUCUGCUGACCUUGAGAAGUGCUGUUUUAAACAGCUCAUGGCAAUAUCCUGACAGAACCAGACACCAAGGUGCACUUUAACACUGUGGGUAACCCAUUUGUCUCACAAUCAGUAUCUGCAAGGGUUGGAAGGGGUUUGAAACUUGUGGGGUUUUGCCGUCUUGGGGUGUGGGGAGGUGGUGUGACUGAAACCCUCUCCUUGCUGUUAUUUUUCUGUCUGGUCCCUGCUGCUUGUUUGGUUUUCCCUUCAGUCUCAGAUUAGCAGCAACUGCUGCUUACGUUAGAGGAGUGUACUGACUCUGUCCCAGAGAGUCUCCUCAGGGCUGUUUCAGGAUUUGAGUUUCAACUUUAAAAAGUAGAUAACAGUACAGGGGAUGUAGUAAUGAGCCAAUUCACAGUAUUUAAAUGUUGCCUCCUCAUUGGGAUUGCUCGAAUUGCUUCCAUUCAGAUUAACAUUCCAGAGUCUGGAUUGCAGUUUUUGAUCACAGCCUCCUGCUCAGCAGUCUGUCACUGUUUGUCAUGUGCUAGCUCUGUUCUUUUCGUUACCCCCCCCCCCCCAGUUCUUGCUCUUCACUGGCUUCUUAUACAUGGCUAUGAUGCAUCAGCAAGUGACAUCCCAUUGGAUUGCAGUCUGUCCCUUUUGUGCAGUUACCUGGCACUGCACUGUAGUUGCUGAUAAACACUGUGCUUAUUUCCAGCUGCUCGCACCUUGACCCCCACACCCCAUUACGUUAAGCUCACAGUUUGUGAGAUUGCAUUGUAGAGUGUUUCUAGCUGUUACAUGGACACCUCACUCUCUGUAUUGGCUCUUUGCACCUUUCCCCUUGGCCCCCUCUUGUUUCCAAGGAUAUUCUGGCUGCUGAAUGCACCAGAGACAGGCAGGUCUCAGAAUAUAAUCCUCCUGCACAUGCUCUCUCAUUUACUACCUGCUGUGUCGCCCUCACUAAAAUAAUUUGCACAAAUGUCUCAAAAUGAAGAUUUCAUGCAUCCAUUGUGAUUUCUUUAAACUACAUUGGGCUCAGUAAUAUGCUGUUAGUAAGCUAUCUUCGUUGAGACAAGAGUUUUCUGGUUUUCUGUGAAAUGAUAUCAGAGAAUUCUUUCACGUCAGUAACUGAGAAGGUAGGCCUCCAUUGUAACAUUUUAUCUACACCUUUCAGACUUGCAACUGGUAUGGUCUAAAAAGAUGACAGCAGCAAACACAUUCCUUCAGUACACAGUAAUAUUCUGGUAAACGUGCACUCCAUUUAUUCCAAACCCAGAGCUGGGCUCUGAACAGCAGUAGCGUGACAUCUAACCCUUGUAUUCUGAUCUCAAGGUAUAAAAGUCAGCAUUUCAAUCAUCUGUUUCAAUAUUUUCUUUGUCUGCUCAUAAUAUUUUAAUGAUUUAUGCACCUGGAUCACUAACUCUCUCUCUUCCUCAUUGUUUUCAGCUGUCCAUCGUUUUGAGAAUUUUUUUUCAUUUUAGCUUCAAAGUGGAUGAGUUUACGAUUCUCUCUCUGCUUCCAGUGCUUCCUAUCCUUGUGCCAUUGUCAACCUGCUGCCAGGACGUGGUCCUCUAGCCCAUCACCAAACUCAUUCAGAUCACAUUGAGACCACAACCACAGUCCCAGCAGGAAGUGUCUCAGCCCUUCCCCAACCUCCUCCCCCUACCCCUCCCCCCCCCCACUCACCCAGGAUCACCCCAACUCUCCCAUGGGACCCCUGGGUCCUCCCCCUUUCCCUGGAUCUCCCCCCCCCUCAGCUUCCUUCCAAUCAUCACAUGCGUCCAUUCCUCCUAUUCUGUGGCUGCUGUCUCAACCAGGUCCAGAAAUGAACUUCAAUUCCAUGAGCUUCAAUAUUAGGUCAGUCUCUUCUGGGGAACUUUAUCAAAUGUCUGCACGAUGUACAGUGUUGAGAGUGUGUUGCUGAAAAAGCUCAGCAGGUC
Molecule: messenger RNA, 3598 nt
Organism: Chiloscyllium plagiosum (whitespotted bambooshark)
Lineage: Eukaryota; Metazoa; Chordata; Chondrichthyes; Orectolobiformes; Hemiscylliidae
Source: RefSeq, a predicted model, not a curated record